AGUGAAUUGCGUCAGUGGCAGGCUUGAAAUGCGCCUGAUCUGGCCAGGCGGAUGAAAGUAGAGGCGCACUGUGGGGAGAGAGGAAAAAGUUCUCAACAAGGAGAGGCAGGACUACUCAUACGGAGCCCCUGCAGUCUCACUUUUAUGCCUCUAACAGACUUUCCCUGCCAUCCUUUUGCAUUUUUACUCUGCAACACUGCUUUUGCGCUUCCGAGAGAGAAAUCCUACUUUUUGACUUAAGUGAAAGCACCAGCACCAUGGAGCUGCUCUGCCUCGAAAUGGACACCAUCAUACGAGCUCGUCCCGAUCCCAACCUCCUGUGCGAUGACAGAGUCCUGCAGAGCUUGUUGACCAUAGAGGAGAGAUUUCUACCCCAAUAUUCCUAUUUCAAAGUCGUCCAGAAAGAUAUUCAGCCGUUUAUGCGGAGGAUGGUCGCUACGUGGAUGUUGGAGGUCUGUGAGGAGCAGAAGUGCGAGGAAGAAGUUUUUCCCCUGGCCAUGAACUACUUAGACAGGUUUUUAGCCGUGGUACCCACCAAAAAGUGUAACCUGCAGCUGCUGGGAGCAGUCUGCAUGUUUCUUGCAUCCAAAUUGAAAGAGACUCGUCCAUUAACUGCAGAGAAGCUUUGCAUCUACACAGAUAACUCCAUCAGACCACAGGAGCUGCUGGAAUGGGAACUGGUGGUGUUGGGGAAAUUGAAGUGGAACUUGGCAGCAGUGACACCAAAUGACUUCAUUGAGCACAUUGUGAGGAGGCUGCCGCUGCCCGAGGAUAAGCUGGCACUUAUUCGCAAACAUGUCCAGACCUUCAUCGCCCUCUGUGCCACAGAUUUCAGAUUCGCCAUGUACCCUCCCUCCAUGAUUGCCACAGGAAGUGUGGGGGCAGCGAUCUGUGGCCUCCAGCUGGAUUCAGCUGACCAGUCGCAGUGGGGCGACAGCCUCACAGACCUGCUGGCCAAAAUUACAAACACAGAAGUGGAUGUUCUCAAAGAGUGUCAGGAACAAAUUGAGCGCGUGCUGGUGAGCAAUCUGCGCGAGGGCCGGCAGCAGCAGCAGCAGCAGCAGCAGACACAGAGAGGCCCCAGUGGCAAAGGCCUGGACGAGCUGGAUCAGUCCUCAACCCCGACAGACGUCCGUGAUGUCAACUUGUGAACCACCGGAGGGCAUCGUUGCACAGGAUUUACAAGAAGAAAAGCGUCAUGAAAAAAAAAAAAAAAACCUCAAUUUUCGUGGAAAAAAAAAGAAGAAAAGAACAAAAAAUGUUAAAAACACAAGCCCUUUAAAUGAAAAAGAACAAUGCUUGCUAGUUUUUUUGUAGAUUUUCUGUUCUUCAAGUCCAAAACGCCUGCCCACAAAAGCGAUUUUCUUUCUAUGAGGUUCUCGUUCUAAAAGCAACAAAUUUGAUUCAAGAUGAAGCUCUGUGGUGCCUUGGAUAUACAGAAGGGAAGCCAAUCAUAUUUGCAUUCUGCCUUUUGAUUGUAUAGUAUGAUCUUUAAAUUAUACUUAAUAACCAUAGCUUGAUAAUGAGGUAGAAGUUGUGGAAACCAUUAAGAAAUUGCAUACAUGGGAUCACAGUGGGGCUCGAAUCGUCUUCUUUUUUUUUUCUUUUUUUUUCUCUCUCUGUUUUGUUUUAUGUGAAUAUUAUCACUAUAAUAUUUGUGGCUGGUGUGAAAGAGGACAGAGUGUCCGAGUUCACACCCGUGUCAAGGAUGAAACAGACGGAGGAGGCUGUGAGAACAUUAUGCUAAAAGUUGGUGGGUCCCAAUUCCAGGGAAGAGACAGGAUUGUAAUAAUUAUUAGUAGUAUUAGUAAUAUUAUUAUUAAUAUUAUUAUUGGACAUAUUUUGGAACUGAGUAGUAGAGAUCAAUAAGCUCCUUUUUUUCAGGCUGCUUGUGUGUGUCAGUUUGUAGGUGCAGUGUGUGUGCCUGUGAGUUUGCAUGCAAGCCUGUACGUGUGCGUGCAUGUGUGUGUGUGUGUGUGUGUGUCUGAAUGGUGUAUGUGUGUGUGUGCGUUGCGUGAAUGCUACACGUGAUCCUGUAUCUAUAUAUUAACAGUGUGCAUCCUACGGCGUGAGGCACUUAAGCAGAGUUAAGUCGUAGGCUCACAGUUCUAUGUUAAAGUCUACGGAGCGAGCCGAGGCUACACGUACUUUGUCCGUCAGUAUAACAUGCGGGGCAUCGGCGCUAUAUCACUGCCUUCAUGCAUUAACGGUGUAUCAUGGUUCAUUGUUGGCCAACAAUAAACCCACGUGCAUGGACUAUAACUGAGUGAGAUAAAGAUUUAGCAGAAGAGGAUAUGGGCUAAGGGACUUUCACUUGGAGGCCCUUAUCUCUCCAGUUGUCCCUGAGGUUUCUCACCUCAGACUUAGAGGUCAUGUGAGGUGUUUGUUUUAUUACUGCCAUUCUGUCGAUGACAUUAUUACAGAUACUUCAUUCUUUAUGCGCAUUGUUACGAUAUGGUGUUUCCUUCGUUUUGAAAGGCUGCUUCGAGUCUGGACCGAGGAGUUAAACGAAAGGCCUCUCGCAUCAUGACGGAGGGAGAAGUCUUGGAAGAGAGUGAUGCUUUUUUUAAAAGUCGGGAGGACGUGAAAGUCCAACUGUGUCAACCAGCAGGGAGGGAAGGAGUCAGAAAAGACAGGGGACAGUUUUGACGGUGGAGGGCACGAGUGCACGGCACAGUGGUCGGAUAGGCAGGAUCUUAGUGCUGCUGUGUAGGAGGAUGUGGAUGAUGUACAGCCAAUGGCUGGACGGUGACACAAGACGCCCAAUGGCCUCACAGUAAAAACUUAAAAUAUCUGCGUCUUUUGGGUGGAAUCAGCGAUGCCUGCAGUGACACAGCUAAAUGAAGCGGUUUUGCUCUAGGUUUCAUUCAUGCUCAAAUGAAAUGAGGAACCAGAGACUGUACGCUGCCACGUGUAGGAGGAUGAACUUUGUUGGGGGCGUUGAAAGGAGUACAGGAUGAGAAUAUACUGUCAAUGCAUCUAGAGUCCCACAUAGGGUUGUUUGCGGCUCCCCUAUAUGAUUUCAAUGGCAAAGCACUUUGAGAACAUGCUCCCCAGGAGAUAAGUAAAAUGAAAUGUGUUGGGUGGUGAUUGGAGGUGAAUGGAUUUUUUAUCUUUUUUUUUCUUAUUCUUUUUCUUUUUUUUCCUUGUUAGCCUUUUCUUUGGUUUACUUUGUAGGGCUGGUUUCCCAAUCGUCAGACAUACCCUUGUCAAGCAAGAGUCACGUAUAUAUAUUAAAAAAAAAAGAGAGAGAGGACAUUCCGAUCAAACAAAAACAAAACAUUCCUACCCAAGCCGAGUGCAAGUUGACGGGGGAGUCUGACCUGAUAAAUUCUAACAAACGCCAAUUACUACACACAGCGAUCACUGAUCUGUGGGUUCUGUUCGAUUUCCUUUCACUUUGUCAAGAAAUGAAAUAUUUGUUUGUACUUGAAUUUUUCUUUUUCCUUUUUUUCUUUUUUUUUUUUUUCUUUUAUUUAUCUGUAACACAGCCACACAUGGUCACACAGGUGGAAGUGAGGAGCUACAGCAGAGGGUGGUUGUAACAUCUAAUAUUUGCACAUGUUCUUCAGAGGGGGCAACAAGGAUUGCAUAGACCACCUUAACUGAUGUGUGUUGCAGUGAUUUGGUCAGUUGAUUUUAAUGGUGCUGGCUUUUGUAGUUCAGACUGAUCGUCUGUCAGUGAAUGCAUCCGUCCCCUUGUGAGCUUCGCUGCUUCAAAUCAUUAGCAAAGGGGUUUGUUUUUUUUAUAUCAGCCAGACAGACAUCAGCAAAAAGCAAAAGACAGAUUCUUUUUUUCCUUUUGUUUUGUUUCUGUAGGACACAAGGCUUUGCCACAGUAAGGUGUCUUUGACUUAAUGCUUGACUUUUGUUUUUGUCAUGAUGGUAUGUGACUUUGCUGAGUGUAUGUUUGUCAGACUGAAGAAAAUGUGGGGAUCUAAUGUUUUAGUGAUGUUUUUCAGUACAACUGGGGCAAUUUAUUGACACAUUUGCCAAAACAUCCCUGUAUGAAUAUUUGAUAUGACCCCCUUCAUUUUUGCCUCUGUUUGUCUGAUGUAAGCUCUCUCCCAAACUUAAUGGUUGUGAUUUUUUUUUUUUCUUUCCUGCAAUUUGUUGUUGCAUGUGUUAUAUAUUGAGACCACCUUUACAAUUUGUGUUUGAUAUAUUUUAUGGGGUGACCAGACCCGCAAAAGGGUUUUUCUAAGAUUUAGAGAUACUGUAUUCCAAAGUGAAGAGAGGACCGAGGAGGAGGUGUGAAGACAUCAAGAAAAAAGUGUCAAUAUUUUUAUUGAGUUAUUGUUGUCUUUUUGCGCUGCUAAAAGCUAUGAAUUUGUUUCAUUUAUACAAAAAAAUAACAUUACCUAGUUGUGAUGUGUCACUUGAGUGUGCUGCUAUUUUAUAAACAUUUGUAUUAUAAUAUAAUUAUUUUACUGCUUAAGAGAUACAUUCAGAAAAACGAAGUAGAUGGUGAUAGAAGAACAUGAAAUGAGUACUCGACUGGAAAUGUUCUUUGUACAGUUUGACAGUUUGCUUAGAUAGCAUGUCUCCUUUACCCCCCGCCCCCACCUUUUUUUUUUAUCUUAUUUUGCUCUCCUUCUUCAGUCACAUUCUACAUCAGUGGUAUUUCCUAUACCUCAGGAUUACUGGACAAAAUCAAAUACACAAAUCCAUCACCUAUACCUCUACAGUUAGGGAGCCUGGGACAGAGGACAAAGAAUACAGUGGGGGUGAAAAAAAAAAAAAAAAAGCAACUACACAUUUUUGUGGAUGAAUGAUCCCACUGUUUUAGUGGGGAAACAACUUGUGAGAAAAUAUGUGAGGCUUCCACUUGGACUUAACCUAUAUUGGAGGGGGGCUACAACAACUACUCUUGAUUUGUUGUGCGUGAAAGAGGGGAAAAGACAGCAUUCCUAUGAUGGCCAAAGUCCAGUUCAUGCUUAAUACAACCAUAGUCAUUCUGAAUGUCAAGUCAAUAUGGAUUCUGUAUGUGAAACAAAGAGAUAUGUUUUGGUCUGAAAUAACGUGUGUUGCCACCAUUGUAACUGCCACAAAAUAAUGGGGGGUUGUCAUGGCCAACCAUAAAUAUUCUGAUAUCUGGAAGUUUCAAUGGUGCAGAUUUCCCUUUUCGAGUUGCCUCCCCUCCUCUAUAACUCAUAUCAUGUACCUCAAAUGUCUGUUGCACAACCUCUGGUCAAUAAACGUCUGCUUUAAAGGGUGUGACACCACAUCAGCUCACUA
Molecule: messenger RNA, 5238 nt
Organism: Solea senegalensis (Senegalese sole)
Lineage: Eukaryota; Metazoa; Chordata; Actinopteri; Pleuronectiformes; Soleidae
Product: G1/S-specific cyclin-D2-like
Exons: 5
Coding region: 258-1151 (297 amino acids)
Biological process (GO): positive regulation of G1/S transition of mitotic cell cycle; regulation of cyclin-dependent protein serine/threonine kinase activity; mitotic cell cycle phase transition
Cellular component (GO): cytoplasm; nucleus; cyclin-dependent protein kinase holoenzyme complex
Molecular function (GO): cyclin-dependent protein serine/threonine kinase regulator activity
Source: RefSeq, a predicted model, not a curated record